AAAAACAGAGAUGUCGCCAUCUAUUGACUCAGAUAUUGCAAGACAACAAAUAGAGCAGUCACUUCUUUGUUCGUAGAAUCUUCUCAGUUCCAGCAGUUUCACAAACACUCGUAGGAAAAUGUCGGAUGCAUUCAAUACAGCAGCUGCAGAGGUGAAGGAUCUUGCUACCUCUCCGUCUAAUGAGGAUUUACUGAAAAUCUACUCUCUCUUCAAACAGGUUACAGUUGGAGAUUGCAAUACAGAUCGCCCAGGAAUGUUGGACUACAAGGGCAAAGCUAAAUGGGAUGCCUGGAAUGGACUCAAAGGCAAGUCCACCGCGGAUGCCGAGAAGGAAUAUAUAGAGUUAGUGGGACAACUCAAGACGUCCUGCGGCAUGAAGUAGAUAGAUAGAUAUUAGGUCUUAUUCAUACUUAAGCGGAUAAUUUUUGAGAAAUAUGCAAUGAAAUGAAUCAGUAAACUUUCAUUGGUUAGGGUGAUCAUACCAUGUAAUUGAGGCUUCUACCAACCUGAGGUGGCGUGAUAGCUCACUGGUAAGCAGGAGUCUUGUAACCGGGAGGUUCCAGGUACGAUAAUAAUUUGCUGCACCAAUGUCCUUUGCUAAGGCACUAAUCAUCAUUAACAAGUCCCUCGCUCGGGGAGGACUUAACGACGUCAAUCCCCUGGCUUCUUACUUACGGGCAUGUACUCAUGCUUUCUUAGCAGUCGGUUAAAACAAACCAAACCAAACAAAACAAAAAUUUAGUAGGCAAGCUUUCAUUCUCCCCUGUGUGACUUUCUCAAGCCACAUGAUUCUUCAUUCCGUUUCUUACUAUUUGAUCAGGAAACAGAAUUUUAUGGUUGGUAGAAGCCUAAAAUUAUAUAUUAAUGCAAUGAAAUGUCACUGGAAUUGUUUUAUAUCCAAUUUGGUAUUUGUAUCUAUCUAACAAUAUAUCUUUGUAACUUGUGUUUCAGCAGUUAAGAUGGGACCAAUGCUUGUCACCACAUUUGAUUUUAGAUUAUUAUUAUUUGGUUCAUUCUCUUAAAAAAGAACAAAUAUCUUAUUGUAGACUUAUCUUACAGUUCUUGGGUGUGAAUGUUAUCACCUACAAUUGACCCUAGAGGAUGUAGCCCUGAUUUAAACCAGUUUGAUCAUGUCAGAAGUUCGUUCAUGCCACAUCUGCUACGAAUGUGCUUCUUUGUAAUACAUGGUUGCGCACAUGUUUUCUGCCGUUUUCCCCACUACCCAGUCAUAACAUUUUUAUGAGAACAAAACCGAAAGUGCGAAGCUAAUUGAUUGAAAAUGGUGAAAGAAAUACUUAUUAUGUCAUAAACCUAGAGAAAAGAAAUCAACUACAAAAAGUAAUUCCUAAGUUUAAAAAAUUAAAAUGUUACAACCGUAACAUCAGCAGAAGAUGAGAUAUACUUGUCUUGAUUAGAGAAUACAUCGCAGUUUUAAGGAGAUAUCUCAAUCUGCUUCGGGUUCAGAUCAAAGUGAUGGUGAUACCAUUAUUAGCUUUUGGGUCGACACUCCGUCUGGACUCGAUCCUCUGUAACCGCCCUAAUAAAAAAAGGGAUAUACAUGUAUGUUGUGGCAUUGUUCAUAAAAAACUGCCAAAUAGGCGCCAUUUUUUGCUCUGUUGAACCUUUGAAUAUGAAGGCUCUCAGCUGAUGAUGUCUACAUCCUUUCCAUUGUGUGCAAUUUGGAUAUAAUUAAUAUAAUACAUGUAUAAAGAUUUUUACAAUGAUAUUUUAAGCAAUUAACAAUUAACAUCAUUCAUUGGCCAAUGUAAUAAUCUUGUAGACAUUUUUAUUCUUCACUGUUUUGUAUGGAUCCCUAUUCAAACGAGUCAUAUUUUAGCGGAAUUGUUUUGAUAGAAUUAUAUUCUAAGCGUUAAUAUGAUCUGUUAGUAAGUUCUUAUGCUGUUCUAUUUGGAAUAAUUAUUUGAAGUCGAUUGGGAGAGGAAAUGUAUUAAAAUGUUAUCUUGAUUUAUGUGCAAAUUGAAUAUGUUUGAAUAACCAAAAUGCUUGAUUGCAAUUCCGAAGAGUGCAACGUCUUGUGAAACUGCACCACUGACUGCUCAGUGUAUCUGUACAGGCAAACCCUGUUAAAUAAGAGUACGGUAUGUUAAAACCGACUCUUAGUCUUCAUAAUAUAGUGGAACCUUGGUCUUUGGGACCAGAGAUGAUUACUUUGUUAUACGAACAUAUAACAAGGGUUCAGUUGUUGAAUGAACCCUUGCUAUAUCAGGGCUAACUAACAAACAAACAAGCAAACGACAAUCAAACAAACAAUGAAAUACAAAGAUGCAGGGCGGUAUUCUGACUUUGCUAUACCGGUAGAUAUAAAUGAGAGUUUGUUAUAGCAUUGUUUUCUAAUACAAGGUUCCACUGUUUAAGUGAAAUCGUCAAAUACAGCCACAUUUGAAGAAAAAAAGAAAUAGUUUGUAAUGAUGCUGUGCCUCUAUAUGAAGCAAAUUUUGUUAUGACUGGGUUUGCCUGUUUUUUAUUAACAGUAAAUGUGUUUUUAAUCAAGAAUAAAUAAAUAUGCAUGAAUCAAUAAGA
Strongylocentrotus purpuratus (purple sea urchin) is the source of this 2541-nucleotide messenger RNA. RefSeq names its product putative acyl-CoA-binding protein. Gene Ontology annotation, molecular function: fatty-acyl-CoA binding. The coding region runs from base 119 to 382 and encodes 87 amino acids. The record is from RefSeq and is a predicted model, not a curated record. Lineage: Eukaryota; Metazoa; Echinodermata; Echinoidea; Camarodonta; Strongylocentrotidae. The transcript has 4 exons. Gene Ontology annotation, biological process: fatty acid metabolic process.